UGCCCCCCGUGUGGACUAGCAGCUUGGUGAUUGGGACAACACAAAAGCUCAGAUGCCACCCUCACCAUCAGCCAGCUCCUCUUAAUGUUCACAAGAAGAGGGUAGUCCCAGCAUCACACUGCACUCAUCUCUGCAUCUUCACCUGCCGAUUGUCCGCUGACUUUGAGGAAGACCUGGGACAGAUAAGGACCUGCACAACUUCCCAGAGAAGUUCCCUCAAGAAGAACAAAAAGUGACUUGACCUUUUCACCUCUGCUGCACCUUCUUUGCAUCUUUGCGGCCUUCCCUCCUCAGUCUUUGCGUCUCAGGUGUGUGCUCGGACUGUGAGCAGUGAUGGGGGACUGGAGUCUCCUGGGGAAUUUCCUAGAGGAGGUCCAGGAACACUCCACCUCAGUCGGAAAGGUCUGGCUCACCAUCCUCUUCAUCUUUCGCAUCCUGGUGCUGGGCACAGCGGCUGAGUCCUCCUGGGGCGACGAGCAGAGCGAUUUCCUGUGUGACACUCAGCAGCCCGGUUGCACGAACGUUUGUUAUGACAGCGCCUUCCCCAUCGCCCACAUCCGCUACUGGGUGCUGCAGAUUGUCUUUGUGUCCACGCCAUCCCUCAUCUACAUGGGCCAUGCCAUGCACACGGUGCGCAGAGAGGAGAAGCAGCGGAGGAAGGAGCAAGAGGAGAGGGAGGCGAGAGGGGAAGAUGGAGGAGACCUGGAGGGGGAGAAGGAGUACCUCCAGCAGAAGGAGAGCGGAAAGGGGUUGGCAUCUGACGGGACUGGCCGCGUUCGCCUAAAAGGUGCGCUGCUCCAGACUUACGUCCUGAGCAUCUUGAUCCGUACUGUCAUGGAGGUGACUUUCAUAGUGGUGCAGUAUCUGAUCUAUGGGGUGUUCCUCAAGGCGUUGUACCUCUGCAAGGCGUGGCCCUGCCCCAACCCCGUCAACUGCUACAUGUCUCGGCCCACGGAGAAGAACGUCUUCAUCAUCUUUAUGCUGGUGGUGGCUGGUGUGUCCCUGCUGCUCUCCAUGUUGGAGCUCUACCAUUUGGGCUGGAAGAGCAUGAGGAAGUGUGUGCGCAGGAGGGUGAUGCAAAGGAAGAACAACAGAGCUGUGACGGUGGCCGUGUCUACAGCUCUGGAGUGCAACAGCCCCCCGCUACCCUCCGCCUCCUGCACCCCACCUCCUGACUUCAACCAGUGCCUGACAACGGCCAGCCCCAUGAACCCCAUGUCCUCCAUGGCCUCUCAUCCCUUCAACACCAGGAUGGCGCUACAGCAGAACUCGGUCAACUUGGCCACCGAGCGGCAUCACAGCUGUGACAACCUGGAGGACGAGGAGGACUUUCUGAGGAUGAGAUACGAGCAGGCGGCCUCGGAGCUGCCCAACAGCUGCUCCCCGCUGCCGCUGCUGCACUCCGGCUACAUGAAGGACAAACGGCGCCUGAGCAAGACCAGCGGCACCAGUAGCCGGGCUCGCCAAGACGACCUGGCAGUGUAGAUUCACAAAGAGGGGCUGACGGGGGAGGAGAGGAGGAAAGGGCUGGACCUUCUGAACCAAAGAGAAAGAACUGAACGUUCAGUUUGUAAAGACAGAAAUAUAAGACUGAGAUUUAUUUCAGAAUGAAGGGGUCGGAUCAUAAGCGCAGGCAAACUAUGCAAACUCUGCCGCUGAGGCCCGACACUUGACUGUAGUGGACGGACACAUUGGAGAGAAAUGCUGAGGUCUGUGAUUGGACCGUGUACACUUGACAUGUAUGAGCUUUUUGAGCAAAUAAUCUGUCCCGGAGCUCAAAAAACAACAACUGCGAAACAAACUGCAAAAGGAGAAUAAUGAAAACAGGGUAACGGCCGGGCCUAUUGCACAAUUUAUGUUUAAAACCAAAACAGAAAGAAAGAGAUGAGAAUGACAUGACACGAGGUGUUUGGUGUGAGAUGGCUGAAUGAAUCAUUUUAUGACAAAGCAAAAUAUCACACACAUCUCAACUGUUCCGUUAGUUGCAGACUAGCUUAUGACUUUAGAUAACACAGCCUAAACUCUUUGUCCAACUUCAAAAAAAAUGAAGAAAAAUGUAAAAAUUCAAGUUGCAAUAAACAAAAACAGGGACCUAUAUCCUUUAAACUGUGAAGUUGUCCGUGCAUUUGCAGUGAAUUAAACCAAAGUGCCUUAUCAAGUGUGAAAAAUAUCCAUUUCCUAAGAACAUGUUUUUCCUGUGUUUCUGAAACGUCAUGGUAAAUGCUGUAGCUUUAAAUCAAGCCACUUGUUGGCUUGCUUAUCUGAUUGCACUAUACCUGCAGGUCAACAAAGAUUAUAUUGUAACUCAAGAAUAAUAACCUUGCAAUCCUAUAGCGCGUGAGUAAAACUGCGUCCAUUAAUCAUGUAUUUGACAGGAGCCUUUAUGGGCAGAGGUGAUGAGAGAAUGUAGCCUGUUUUAGCAACAUGUUUUCAAAGGUGAAAGAAACAGAAGCCUGGUUGGUGGUUGUGAGUAGAUUCAGCCACUAGGUGGCAACGAUGCACUUACGAUUUUCAGUCUCUCUCUUGAAGCCAUUGUGUAAAUAGUGAAUUUGUUCCUAUGCAAUGUAUGUUUCAUUUGAUGUUUUUGUAUGAUUCUUUUGUGUUUCUUUUUUCAUUUCCAGUGUCUAGCUGUUACCAUAUGCAAAAUAAUAGUACAGGUUGUUUAUAGCCACAGCUGUGAAUUAACAUCCGUACAAAUGGAGGUUUGAAGUUCAACUAUAUAUAUAUAUGUGUUCAUAACAAAUAUUCAUUUUAAAAACAGAAUAUUUGUUCAGCCAGCUGUACUUUCACUGCCUUUUUGGGUUCCUUCACACAAAUCGUUUUGCAAUAAAUGUCAUCCCUAACCCAAAGCAAAUAAAUGGAUCAUGACAUGUUCAGUCU
Messenger RNA from Stegastes partitus (bicolor damselfish), 2880 nucleotides. It is a transcript of the gene gja5a, whose product is annotated as gap junction protein, alpha 5a. Gene Ontology annotation, biological process: cell-cell signaling; heart development; atrial cardiac muscle cell to AV node cell communication by electrical coupling. The record is from RefSeq and is a predicted model, not a curated record. Gene Ontology annotation, molecular function: gap junction channel activity involved in atrial cardiac muscle cell-AV node cell electrical coupling. Bases 334 to 1485 code for a protein of 383 amino acids. NCBI's taxonomy places the organism in Eukaryota, Metazoa, Chordata, Actinopteri, Pomacentridae. The transcript has 2 exons. Gene Ontology annotation, cellular component: connexin complex.